Molecule: messenger RNA, 4854 nt
Organism: Amoebophrya sp. A120
Lineage: Eukaryota; Dinophyceae; Syndiniales; Amoebophryaceae
Source: the annotation of a GenBank genome assembly
CGAGUACUACGAUCAAGUGCAAGUGCGAAAAUGUGGAUCUAUUUCCCGUUGUGUGACGAAAACGAGGGCGGUAAAAAUGGAAAACUUUUGGCUCUGACUAGUUUUGAUUGAUAAGUAAACGAGAAACAGAUACACACAGCACAUCGUCGCCGCGCACCUGGGGUCAUGUACAAAAAAAUGUUGGUCCCUUGCUCAGUAUAUCUAUUGCUGUCGAUCAACCGCAACCAGCACAGGGCCAAAUCUUCCAAUCAUUGCGUUACCGUCAGUGACCGCGUUGCCGAAUAAACAUGAAGAAGAAGGUGACCUGCCAAAAGUACUUACGAGUCGUGACUAAACCGCGGCGCCGCCACCUCUCAUGCUAGUUCAUCUGGCCAACGUUCAUGUUGAUCAAAUACAAUCCGAGCUAGAAUCGUCAGAAAGACGAGGUCACAUCAACCAACAAGACAUGCACAGGCCCCUGCGUUCCGCCGUCUGGUACUACCUCUUCCUCUUGUACGCCCCGCAGGACUACAGCGCCUUCGGAUUUCGACCCCUUUUACCCGUGCCUGCCCGAAACAAUGCGAACUUAGCAGAGCUGCUGCGCACCGAGCCUGUCUCUGGGCAGCAGCCGGCGUGUUCCACUCGUCCGGAGCAGAGCAACGGACGACCAAGUGGUCGAGAUACCCACGACAGACCCGUGACUUGGCGAAACGGUUUUCGUGCGGCCGACCUGCAUGGAGAGGGGCCGCGGGGCAUCAGUGCUCUUGAUGCUGCCGCUACCACGGCAAGAGACCGGGAGAUCGCGGCGAGCGUAGUUUUGCAGCAGAAUCUGUGGCGGCAGAGGCGCGACGCACGGCGCAGUAGUAGUACUAGAGAUGCUGCCGCUGUACCAGCUGCGGCGUCUGGAAGAGCAGAUGCAAUAGACGACGUUGACCUGCUGUUUGACGAUUUUUUUACGGCGCACGCCUUUUCCUACCGGAAUGUUUCGCCUGGGACGACAGAAGAGGUGUUGCACCACUCGCCGGGGGUACAGCACGACGUUCCAGCGCAGCAGGGCGUAAGAACUUCUAGAAGCCCGGCCGUCGUUCCACUCGCCAGGAGCAGGACGAGGGACGCCACAGCUGCGACGCCUCGAUCGUCCUUGAUUUCUGCACACACUGCUGCAACCGGUGGCGGUGGCUCAACAGCUAGGCUGCCUCAGCCUGCCGAUCUUGCGGAACGGGGAAGAGGUACCCGGACGCCCUCUGCUCCCCGGAGUGCGGGCCUACAACUUCCUGUUACGCCGAGAAGCCCAGUGGUCGGAGCGGGUUCACUGGUUUCCUCCACAACUUCUAUAGCCCCGACCGAACAACAAGAACAAGCUGAACGGCCAACCGUGAUUGGAGCUGCAAGUAGUAGAGCACCACGACCUGCAGCUGCACAUACUAGUGCAGCUGCGGGAAGCCCAAGAAGCGGAAUAACUUUGACUACCACGACGACCAGGGCCGCAUCUUCCGCUCUGCCCACUGAUGUUACUAGUACCGACGUUACGACUGGAAGUGGUCUACUUAGGACCACGCCCAUUCGCCCCGCAGCAAGAACUGCUGCCGUGCGAGAAGAGCCAGAGCAGACCCCAACUCGUGAGUUGCAAAACAACGGCGAGAUGAUGAAUAACGCGUCAACAGUACCUUCAGAAGAUCAAGAGGAGGUUUCGUCCAUGGCCAAGAUGUAUCAAAUGCAAAAAUGUCUGGGUCUGGAAAUUUGUGAUGCUGGGUGGCGUAUCAUGAGGAGGCCACAAGAGCUGGCCCAGCAUGACAAGUUUUUGAGCUUCUAGGUGUUGCCUAUUCUGCAUGACAAACUGCGUUUCUGAAUGACAGAAAAGUGGGGCUCUUGGGUAACAUGCAUGGCAGAUUUAAGAGUCAUGCCAGACAAGCAUGACAAACAUACAUUCUUCCAGACCCAGACAUAUUUGCAUUUGAUAAAAUGCUUCGGCGGGUGUUAAGCUUCUCGAACCGCACCUUGUCUCUUGCCUCAUCUAGUACUAGUACUACGCGGGCGCCAGGCUCUUCGAGUGACGAUUUGGCGGUAGAUGAACGAAUUAUAGGGUCCUCCUCAUUUUUGAUCCCGGAAGACCCUCUGCGGCACGUGCUGCGCCGCCCGUGGAGCAGCGGUAGCGUGUCCUCGUCGGCGAGCUCUAAUAGGGAAGUGCGCGAGGAAGCUUAUUCCCGAAUGUCGCAAGCGCUAGAGUGGCGCCAAGGGACAAGCACAUCUGCACAGCAUCAUGCGCAGGGGAACGAGGAGGAGUUUGUUCCAUUCGCGGAGCAGCAUCAACAGGAUCUUCUUCCGCCCCCUCCACCGCCUCCACCCCUAGCCGGGGUACCUCCGCCACCGCCGCCUGUGAUAGAUGAGGCAGGUGGUAGAAGAAGCAGAAAUGUUGACCGGAACUACCACUCGAAUCGUGAAAGCGGAGGGCAGGGGGCGGCAAGAGUGCCCCCGUCAAGCGGCACAAGAACUUCUGCGGCCACACUUGGUUGGCGGCAAGACCGGAGAGGGCACCAGGAGAGCAGCGAGAGCCGGAAUUCUGUUGCACCAGCUGCGAACAGAAGCAACGCUAGAACUCCGUCAAGCACGACCACAAACGGUACGCCGACCUCCCCCGCAGAGGCGCCUUUUUCCACCGACAAUCACGUCAACCGCAGGAUCAUGUCCUCCUUCCCGAGGCUAGCGCAGCAGAGCGGUGACGGGAGCAGCGCGCAGCCACAGAAUCCUGACGUUCUUCCUCCGCAGCACAGCAGUACGCCGCGAGGGCGAAGACGGGAACAAGCUCACACACCAGGUGGCGUUGCGCAGUUGUCAUCAUCUCCGGAUGUUGAUCAUCAGCCACGCAACUCCAGCACUCCUUCCCCCAACAGCGAAGACGAGGACGCCCCGCUGCAAACCCGCAGCUCCGGUUCUCUCGGGAGUGCGUCCUCCCUGCACGUCGAACCUGACGAGGACGCAAUUUGCGUCGUGUGCAUGGAAUCCGCCCGCAGCAGGUCCGGAUUCGCGCCGAAAACCACACCGAUAGAGAUGGCGUACGAGAAGUUCCUGCGGGUGCUGGCCUAUUGGUGUGGCAGUGCGCAGAUGCGGCGCCAGUUCCAGCGUGAGGAGGGGGAAGAGGCGGGGGAUUCUGAACAGGCCGACGACAAUCUUCUGCCUGCUGCAACUGGUAGUGGUACCCCACAAACAAAUGUCCGCGCACAACGAGGGUGGAGGCCAGCGGUCCUUAUAGAAGAAGGCGAUAGAAGCACGAGGACCAUGUUUUCGCCGAACGCUGUUGACAGUUCGCCCGUGAUCAUUCGUAGCCGCAGCGCGGGACGUCGAUCAGGAGGUAGUAGCACGUCUUCAGGGCUCCACGGAGGUGGACAACGAACUAUGACGGGACCUCCAGCUGCUGCACAGCACGCUCUGGAGGUCCUCGACGUGCAACCUCUAGUUCGGUCCCUUUCUCUGGGCGAGCUGGCCGACCAGCUUCCGGACGAGUCGGCCGUGGCGGGCGGCCGCUUUUGGUCCGUCCACUUUGUCGGUCCGCGCGGCUUAUCAAAUGUAAAAAUGUCUGGGUCUGGAAGAGUGCGCGAUUUGUCAUGCAGCUUUUCCAUGACCCAUGAGGUCUGGAAUGCAGCGCCUAGCAUGACAGAUUCUGCGCGAUCUCUCUCAUGCCUAUCCUGCAUGAGAAACUCCCUCCCGACUUGGUCAAAACUGGACGACUUUUGGUAUUCAUGCAACACAGAUUUUUCAUGCUUCAGAUUUAGCAUGACAAGUUGCAUUCUUCCAGACCCAGACACUUUUACAUUUGAUACGGCUUCAGCCCGCUGUUCCGGGUGCGGCUGCCGCGGUUUUGGCGAAGCGGUGGAAGUGUGGUGGAGACCACAAGAACUCGAAGUGGUCGUACGACCAACGGCGGUACUACACCGCGAGCGCCAUCGAGAUCAAGGGCAAGAACAGGUCGUGGAGGAGAGGCAAACUACUGCUCCGGUUGUAGUAGAACAACAUCAUCGACCUCGUCGUCGCCCACAGUAGAGUCGAACUGGGUACAGCUACAGUGCUGCCAGGGCCGGCAAGGGUUGCACCGGGAGUGUCUGCGCCUGUCGCAUUACAAGUGCCCGUUUUGUCGCAGCGUGGUGGAUGCAGGGGGGCGGCAAGUCGUCGAUGCGACAGGGCGGAGGGCGUUGGAAAGAGGAGCGGCGGAGUAAAAGUCCAUGUGGCAGGAGCUGACGUGGGCCGCGAGGCUUCAUUGCGCAUGAUCAGCAGAACCUGCGCACCAUCAGCAGAACCAACAAAAGGAGUUCUUCAACGGUUGGCUGGCUGCUCUUGCCAAGGAACGUGCCAGCCUUUGCUGCAGGGGGGCGUGGCGGCCAACGAAAUAAAGUUUUAAUAUUUGCCGAUUUGUGAAAACAAUAUGCUUUGACGUUUUGGAAGCUCGAUAAAUUUUCAUCAUUAUUCUGCUGCCGUGUUGAGACCGCGUCUGCUGAGAUAUUGAUUGUUGUAUUUGGGAAAAUAGCUGCUUUACGCAUUUGCUCAGUUCGGUCACUUAUUACGACCGAGAAUUAAUAUGCCGCAAAUGCAGAGUAUGAACAUUUUGUUCUGAGUGUUUGCAUGAAAUAGGGUGCCUGCGUAUAGGAUACAGACCACAUCAAAAGAACGAUGAGUACGUUAGGCCUAGGAACAAUUGAACUGCAAGCACGUACUGUUUCAUCCUCUUCUAGAAUAACAAAAAAUAUUCUGAGGCGUAGUUUGCAAAAUGCCGAGAUUUGUAUGAUCUUUGUUGAUUUUAGGGUUGCAUAGCUUGCAAUCGGCCUCCGAGACGGUUUCUCGAGAGAAGCGAAAAUGAACAAACGGAAUAACGGUGUGAAAGAC